AUGCGAAGGUCGAAAUACCGCAAACCUCAGUCACUUUACAUCAAAAACAUAUCGAGAGAAACAUCGCCUCGUUGCUCGUCCGUCCUAUCGGACUGGGACGCGGACGACGAAGGAUUCAUGUCGUCAGGGGAUUUGGCGCCUUCGCGGCCAUUGAGUUUGACGAUACCGUCAGGGCCGUACUGUCCCCGGCGCCCAACCUUACAUGAGGUAUUGGCCAACAUCGCACCCCAGCCAUGGACGCUCACUGCCUUUAUGGCAUACCUUUCACAAAAUCAUUGCUUGGAAACUUUGGAAUUUACCAUGGAUGCCCAGGUAUACAGCAAGCACUAUCAAGAGCUUGUCAGUCAUGACCCCCAUAGCCCACUCUCUCCAAAUACACCAGGGUGCGACUAUGUACGGAUGUUAUGGCAGAAAUUAUUAGACGCUUACAUUGCGCCAAAUGGUCCCAGAGAAGUAAAUCUCCCCUCUGAUGUACGGGACCACCUAAUGUCGUUGCCAUCUGCAUACUCUCCACCAGACCCUGCUGAAUUGGACCCGGCUGUCAAAAUCAUAUAUGAGCUUAUGGACGAAUCAGUACUGGUACCUUUUCUGAAUUCUAUUGCGCCAUCACGUGGACAAGAAUUCCAAUCAAGUCCUUGGACUUCAAACGAAUCAAUGCCUGAUGCAUAUAUGACGGCUUCCUUGGACGAGCGGUCACUUUCCAGAAUGCGCACACGGGAUGUCAGUCCUCCUGUUGGUGACCUUGGAAUGGAUGUCGUCUCUCAAUCCCUCACUGGUCCAUCGCCUCGACUGUCUCAUUCAUCUCAUCUUACCGCUGCCUUGAGUCGAGGAGCAGCACGUCUAUCGACACACCUUUCUGGAUCUUCAACGGAAGCUCCUGAGAGCAUGACAGACGACAGCACCGAUUCGCCUUCGCCAUCAGGAUCUGCUCUGGAACCAAUGACGCCCCCGAACACACCUCCUACAUCCCACACGGAAUUCGCUGACGCCUCUCCCGGAACUAGCCCACACACUGGUCGGGAAGGCAGCAGUUGGAAGAAGAUGGGUGCUAAAUUAGGGUGGAAAAAAAGUCGGUCGGGUCACGGUUCAGGCUCCAGCACGAGCAGUUCACGAUAUCCCAUGACUCGAAAAGCAAGCGAUGAAACUCCCAUUCCAGUAAUCGCUCCUAUGGAACAUCCCGUGGCUGGAUUUUCAUCAAACCGAGACGCUCGCAAAAAGACAACAGCAUUGGUGCACGGUGGAACCAGCUUGAGGCUAAGUGAAGGCAGCGAGUCACCGGUUCUCGAAGCCCACCCUGGUUCCCCAGUUGAUUUAACUGGCCCCCGACCGUCUCGUACAACAUCAAUGACAUUGCAGCGUCUCUAUCAUGGGACCGAUGAGGAAAUCUCGAAAUUCGAGAAGAAGAAUAUGGCGAAAAAAGAAGAGGCAAUCAGGAAGGACGGCGUGGCCGCAAAAGGGACACACUGCCUACCAAGCAGGACGGAUGGAGGAGAUGUAUUGAAAAUUUCGAAGAGGAGACUACCGGGCCCAUCAGCGUUCUUCAUUCCUGCCAAAGUUCCAGAACAGGAAGAGGUAACCACGAUUCACGUGCCAAUAUCUGCGGAUGACAAGAUGGCUCUUGAUGUCGACAUCGACAGUUCUGUGGAAUCAACGGCAAUGGAUUUCCAUUUCGAAGAGGAAAACGGAACUUGGAUAUCAGCACAACCAAUAGGUCACGAAUCAAGGACGAGUCUUUCCACAACUACAACUGGAGCAAGCACUCUCAUCGAGGAUCGAAUGAGCAGUGCGGCUUUGACUCUCGACACUAGCGUAGCGAGUUCCGCAGCUAGUAUGAUGUCCUCCGUCGGCAGCAUCCAAUCCGCUUCCACGACUACCAGCGCUGACAUUUACGGCUGGGAAGAGGAACUUGACCGCAAAACCAGCAUCGAAAGUCACGCAGCAUGGGAACGCGAACUCGCUCGCCGACUACCAAGUGGAGGCAGGACGGCUGGGCCCCGGUUACGAAACGUCCACGAACUUCAGUACAAGCGAGCAGACGGCAAGCGGAAGAGCUUGCUCUACAGAGUGCUGAACCUUUCCAGCCGACGUGGAUCGGCGGAUGACGUGAAUAUCUCCAUGUCACCCGAGGACAACAGCCCUCAUUGUUUGAGGCGUUGGAUAUCAUCAUCUUUUUCUUCUUAA
Messenger RNA from Mollisia scopiformis, 2181 nucleotides. RefSeq lists its product as uncharacterized. Lineage: Eukaryota; Fungi; Ascomycota; Leotiomycetes; Helotiales; Mollisiaceae. The record is from RefSeq and is a predicted model, not a curated record. The coding region runs from base 1 to 2181 and encodes 726 amino acids. The transcript is spliced from 3 exons.